AUGGCGAAAUUUAUCGACUUAACUCAUUGGCUUCUCUUGUUAAUGAUCCUCUUUAAUGAGGAAUUAGUCGAAGGAAGAAAGAUUGUGAACAGUGCAAUAGUCAAAACCAUUGAGGUUGAUGAUCAUGAGAUCAUUGAUUAUUAUGAUAUUUAUAGACAACCAAGCCUUAAUCAUUCUUUGCUUCGUAAUCAUACAAUACAGGUGUUUGAAGAUCUAUACGGUGAUGCCCAUACCAGAUUUUUCAUAUUCUGGACGACGGAUGGAUACCAGGACACCGGUUGCUACAACCUCAUGUGUGAAGGUUUUGUGCACACAUCAUCAGAUAUCGCCCUUGGUUGCGCAUUCAGUGAGGUGUCUACUUUUAAUGGUAGUCUAAAAGAUGCCUCCUUCAACAUUUAUAAGGACCAAAAUACUGGAAACUGGUGGGUACAACUACAAGGUAUUGCGGUCGGUUAUUAUCCAAGUUCUCUCUUCACAGAAUUAUCAAAGAUGGCAACAAGGGUAAGCUGGGGCGGAGACGUCACUAAUUAUGAAAGUAAAGACCGACAUACUUCGACUCAAAUGGGUAGUGGUCAUUUUCCUUCCGAAGGUGGUUUGAAGACAUCAAGUUAUUUUAAUUGGAUUCAAGUAGUUGAUGAAAAUAAUAUGUCCAAAGACCCAGAAAAUAUUGAUAUAUUUGUUACCAAUCCAUCCUGCUAUGAUUUGAAGAUUGAUGACAACCAUCGUGAUACAAAUGGCUUUGGUUUUUACUUUGGAGGUCCCGGUUAUAACGAUAAAUAUCAAUGA
Messenger RNA from Papaver somniferum (opium poppy), 786 nucleotides. RefSeq lists its product as uncharacterized. The transcript has 5 exons. The coding region runs from base 1 to 786 and encodes 261 amino acids. NCBI's taxonomy places the organism in Eukaryota, Viridiplantae, Streptophyta, Magnoliopsida, Ranunculales, Papaveraceae. The record is from RefSeq and is a predicted model, not a curated record.